This is a messenger RNA of Anopheles arabiensis, 4612 nucleotides long. RefSeq lists its product as uncharacterized. The transcript is spliced from 2 exons. Lineage: Eukaryota; Metazoa; Arthropoda; Insecta; Diptera; Culicidae. Bases 731 to 2038 code for a protein of 435 amino acids. The record is from RefSeq and is a predicted model, not a curated record.
UCGCUUUUGACAGUAACGCGCCCAGGCCGGGGUGAUGAAAUAAUCGGACCAGGACCUUUCACUCUCGGUACAAAAGGGGAGAACACACACAUACAAAUGGUAGCAAUCGUGUACUAUCGAUGCCGCAAACAGCAGACACCUCUUUCAACAGCUGGCGUUGGAGGUCCUUACGGGGUGGAAAACCCUUCCCAUUAUUCGUUCAUCAUCAUUGUCUGUGUGUGCCCUUUUCCUUCGCGGUUGGGGUCAGGAACGUUCACGACCGUUUACUGAAUCCGAAAUUAAUCAUCCCCGAAGGGAGGUACUGUUUCGGGACGCGAUGGGCCGGCAUAAAAUCGCUUCCGAAUCGUUGUGUAUCGUGCGGCGGCUCGAUUUGUGCGAUGUCAUGCGGGGAUAACGUUAUUGUUAAUACGAUGAAUAUGUCGUUUGGGGCGAUUGUGGUGUGCGAUGAAACGAGUUAGAUAAGCACGCAACGCCGGCAAGACCGCCUACCGCACAUACCCUGGAAGGUGUCGAGCUUAAAGAGCAACCGCUGUAGUGGUCGUAGCGUGCUGACACUCGCCGUGCUGCUGGUUUGCCCUCACAUCACUCACUUGCGGACAUUUCGGGUGAAUGUGAACGUGAUUGCACAGGCAAGGCGGGAAAACCCAAGGACGACCCACACCGACCAUUCAGUCGAUAAUUGGAAGCGAAACGAGGCGCACACCUGCUGCACAACUUGUACGCUGGCCGGAUGGUCCUUCCUCGGGCGUUCUUGGCCAACAUUCGACGGCGACUAGCAGGUUCGCGUACGGUGAUGCACACCGGCAUGGGAUGUUCAUCGUCCGUUAUGCUUGAGGAAUCGGUGCCAGCAGGGCAUCCGCCAACCCCGGUAAUGGAUACCGACGGGGGGUACGGCCUCCACCAGCCACCAGCGUUCCUGCCGAAGCAGUCCGAAUCGUUCGUCGAAGCGUACCGUCGGUUGGAUGAGGAAAUUUGCGCGCUCGAAAGUACGACGCCCGGUCCACGGCUGAUGACGGCGGAGGCUUGGGUUGAGCUGAUAAACAGUGCCAAGAGGGGUGGAGUCGAGCAGGGAGUUACAGUACCGCCACCACAGCCACCACCUCCACCCUUACCGAAUGAGGUGAUGCUUGCUAAUGGAACCGUCCCGAAUGGUGGUGUAUUGAGGCGACCGAUAAUGGCUGAAAAGGAUCAUCUAGCCGAGAGUGCCCGUGCCGAGCUGGUUAAGGUUCGUGAAAUCAUUCUCAAGCUAGACAUCGUGUCGAACCAGUUCAAAGCGGCCCAGCAGGAAGAGUUUGUGGCGCGACUGUCCCGCACCGCCAUGGACCAGGAGGCGGACCACUUCCGCGAGGAGAUGAUUGUACACGCGCGCAAGCGUGCGCUAACGCUCCGCAAGGACUUUGAACGCUUGAAGCGACUGUACGCCGAACAGGAUCAGCUACUGUCGACCGUUUACAGCGGUGCGUACGGAACAGUGAACGAACAGACCCUCGAUACGGAGCUAGAGGCGGCACGGGAUGUACGCGACCGGCUCGGUGGUGCCGUCGAGCAGUGGCGCAUUGCCGGCGGAUUGCUCCGAGCUGCCGCCAAAGGGCUGCACCAGGUCGUGGACUACUGGGAGCUGCUACGGCCGUCGAAAAGUGCGACAGAAACGAUCGAGCUUGCGCUGGACGCAAGGUCCACGUGCCACGGUGCACUGAUGGCACUGGAGGCCGCCCAGGCCGCACUACCAUCGGUGGAGAUACCGUACAUUACGGUCCGGCAGCAGUCCGCCGUGCGGCACGCACUCAUCUACCUCCUCACCGAUAUGGUUAAUCCGGCCCGGUAUCAACACACCCGCGAUGUGUUCGGUGUGUUCAGUGCGAACGUGGCCAAAGCCGUCCACUGGCUGCACGAGUGUUACAGUGAAACGCUGAAGCAGGACUUGGACAGUGCCGACCAGGUGGCGACACUGUUGGCGAAAAACUUGCGCGAAGAACGGUUGCGGCACAUUGGGAGCCGGAUGCCGAACAGGGUUUACGUCCGACCAGCGAUCGGAUAGAAGAGGGGUUGGGGGGAAACGGAAAGAACACACACACACAUCGGAAAAGCUCAUUUGGCGAUUUUCUCUAUUUCGGUCAUCUCGCAGCUGCGCGUUAGCUUGUAUUCGCCCUUUUCGGGCGUGUAGUCGAGCGAGCGGUACAGUGGCCGAACCCAGGGCGUGAGCAGGUUUAGGGGCACCCGUUCCUUCUGGCCGCCGGUUGCGUAGCUCACCACAAUUCCGACGACGAUGACGAUGAUCGUGCCGAGCAGGGAGUAGUACAUGAAGCCGAUGCGGAAGACCCACGGCACUUCGGAGUUGUCGUGGCCGGCUGCAUCCCGAUAGAAGGUGCUGGUUUCCGUGCUGUAAGACAUUAGGGCCCCGCCCCAAAGACAAACGUUAGAAUGUGUGUAAAGAGUGCGUUGAUUGCAAUAUAUACCCCGUUACAUUGAAGUCACUGCAACCAUCGUACCGAAAGGGUAAGCUCUCGUACUUGAGAUGUCCGCCCAGAAUCUCCAGCUGCGCUCCGACGGCAAUCACACUGAGCGAUAUCAACGAUACGAUCGCGCCCCAGAAAGCGCCCUUUCCAUUGAUGUGCGGCGAGAACAUCCCCAGAAAGAAGAUACCGAGCAUCGUACCCGAAGUAACGCCCGACACAGAAAUAGCCAAGCUGAAGAUACUACCGAGCUGCUCCACGACAAACACCAGCAGCAGACAAAUCACACCGAUCGUCAUCACCAUCACCUUCACUACCGUGCUGGCCGUUUUGUCCUUCAGCGCAAACCGGGGCCGUAUAAAGUCCUCGAACAGUGUGCCCGACAGUGUGUUCAUGCUGGUGGACAUGGACGAUAGGGCAGCGGAAAAGAUCCCGACCACGAACAGACCCGGCAGCCCAGGGAUGUGCCUCGCAACGUCCAGCACGUAGUAGGCAAAGAUCUGAUCGUACUUCUGCACCGUGCCCUCGUGUAUGGGGUCACAGUCGUGGUACUUGCCGAAGAUUAGCAGCCCAUUGUAGACGGAGAAAAGCUUCACGAGAAUGUGACCUACGCCGAAUAUCCAAACGGCCCUGAAAUUCGAAAUUCACGAGGGAAGAGAUAUGUUAACAGUGAAACAGGUGGUUGAAGAGGCAUAAAGCCUUACUUCUUGGCACUGGACAUAUCGGGAAUGGUUAGGAAGCGUUGAAUACAUUCAGGCGUUACUCCAAUGUUUGAUAUCCACAUGGACGUUAGUCCGACCGAGACUAGCCAGAACGAGGUACGAAGAUACGGAUCAGGAUCCAUACUGUGGAAUUGGAAAAGCAGAAAAUAAUAGGUCCUCCGGGCAUCCAAGAAUUCCACUGCAACUCACUUAAACCAAAUCAAACGACCUCCGGCUUCCGCUAACCGGAACACGUUCACCACUCCACCAAGCUGCAACGUCCCGAGGGUCAUCACAACGAACAGCGCACACAGCAUCGCGCCAAAUUGCAACGUAUCCGUCCAGAUGACCGCACUGGAAAAAAUGGAUUAGACAACGCAUCAUCAUUGUGAGGUCAAGGACGAAUUGUUUAUCCCUCCCAUCUACCAUACCGUAUGCCGCCGAAUGUUGUGUAGAAUAUGCAGAUACAGCAAAUGAUGGGCGUGAUGAUGUGCACAUUGAUACCGGUGACUGUGAGAAGAUGAAGCGAGAAACGUGAGUGACUUGAUGUCGCGUGGGAUCUUGAUCCUCAAGAUUACCUUGACUGAAGGCAAUGGCGGGUGCGUAGAUGAUAACGGGCGUGUUGAGCAAGCAGUAGAACAUGAACAGUCCACUAGCUAAGGUGCGGGUGCGCUUAUCGAACCGCUGCUCGAUGUAGCUGUAGCAGGAGACGGUCUGGAGUUCGUGAAAAACCGGCAAGAACACGUACACCAUGAAGAUCGUCACGAUGAGCCCCGAUAUGGAGCAGGCCCAAUACUGUAUCCCGUACUUGUACAUCUCCGCCGGUACACCGAGCAUCGUGAUGGCCGAGAUGUGGCUGGAAAAUGGUCGUGCGAACAAGGGUUGAGAGCGAAUCCAUUCCUUUACCUUCCCUCUACGCGGGGACAUUCAACUUACGUUGCCGUUAGCGACAUGGCCACGGGGAACACCUUCAUCUGCUUGCUGCCCAGCAGAUAUUCGGCGGUGUUGUUUUGCUUCUGCUUAGCGAAGAAUCCAUAGUACACACCAAUCAGUGCCGACAUGCCCAGCAUCGAGCAAAAGAUGACAUAAUCGAUCGGAGAGAAGAGCAGUCGCUGCUCCAAUGGUGCUUCGGUAGCUUCUUCCAUUGUGGAGGAAACGGUUGGAUCCAUCGUUUACUGGAGUUUACGUUCCGAAUUAGCAACAGUGAACGCACUGCAAUCUUACGAAGCUUUGCAUACACACAAACACACUGGCCUAACGAUCGCCAACACGUCACAAAACACGGAAGUUGAGGCCGGCGUGUACUUCAAUUACGCUCGAUUAGGUAUUUUUAGCGGCACUACGACACGCGCACCUUGGAGCAACAGCAACCGACGCCUUCAGUGGGAGAAAGUGGUCCAUGUACACACGCGCACCAUGUCGGCACACCGUGAACGCACGCGGCUGCUGCAACCUUCC